GUCAUGCUGUCAUGUUCAAGUUGUAUGGUUAUGGUAUUUGAACUCAUUAAGUAAAUCCAAAUGUAUUUUUGUGAUUGAACUUUGUUGUUACAACAUGUAAAUUGCAUUAUAUUUAACUAUUAACAUUACAAUAAUUGUCCAUUUGAAAAGAACAAGGCUAAAGGUGAACAGCUGUUUUACAUUUUUAUUGUGAUUUAACACAGUUUCUAAUUUUAUAUUCCAUUCAAAUGGGUAAUGUUAUUGGUUUCAGCAUGUUUACCCUUACAGUACGAACACUUUUAAGAAGAUGUGUAGGCAGAGGUUUUGCAAGUUCUCUAGCAAUGUCCAAAGAGCAAACACCUCUUGUCGAUGCUGUCCAAGCAGGUUCUAUGGGAGAGAAGUGUUUCUUGGUUGAUGAGAAUGAUAAAAUAAUAGGACAGGCUUCAAAAAAGGAAUGCCAUUUCAUAAAAGAAGAUGGGGACAUUCCUCUGCAUAGAGCAUUCAGUACUUUUUUGUUCAAUAAGAAGGGGGACCUUUUACUUCAAAAGAGGUCCGAUACAAAGAUAACUUAUCCCAACCAUUAUACAAAUACAUGCUGUAGUCAUCCUGUAGCAGAUUUUCCUGGAGAAGAUGAGGAGCAGAAUGCUAUAGGUAUAAAAAGAGCAGCUAGAAGGCGGUUACAUUAUGAAUUAGGUAUUCCAUUGGACAAGUUACCUCUAGAAAGUUUCAACUACAUAACACGGUUGUACUACAAAGAUGAAGGGAAUGGAAAAUGGGGUGAACAUGAGAUUACUUAUGUACUUUUCAUUCAAGCUGAUGUAAAGGUGAAGCCUAAUUCCGACGAAAUAUCAGAGAUUAGUUUUGUACCUAGGUCUGAGCUAGACGAAUAUGUACCAACUUUAAGUGGUCCUUUAACGCCAUGGUUCCAGCUCAUAUUGAAACAUCGACUGAGAUUGUGGUGGGAUCACUUGGACAAAUUGGAUGAAAUUAAGGAUCAUGAGCAUAUUUUGAGAUUUGAUAAGACGAAAUAGUGAACAUAAAUUUCAAACACAACAUGGUUCUCGAAUAAUUAUUCUUCUAAAUAUUAAACAUUGUUUAUUUCUUUGUAUUUAUUUGCAGUCCAACGUUUAUAUUCGUAAUAUAUAAUUCAUAAUAUCUUAA
Acanthoscelides obtectus is the source of this 1140-nucleotide messenger RNA. The record is from the annotation of a GenBank genome assembly. Lineage: Eukaryota; Metazoa; Arthropoda; Insecta; Coleoptera; Chrysomelidae.